Molecule: messenger RNA, 780 nt
Organism: Daucus carota subsp. sativus
Lineage: Eukaryota; Viridiplantae; Streptophyta; Magnoliopsida; Apiales; Apiaceae
Exons: 3
Coding region: 264-635 (123 amino acids)
Source: RefSeq, a predicted model, not a curated record
CCUCCGUUGGAGAGGAGGUAAUUGGGGGAGAGAUCUUCAGACCUAGGUUUACAACUGUGAACGAUCCCGGACGGUUCGAUCGCCUUCUUACUGGAGCCGAGCAUCAACAAAGAGAUGAGCUUAUAAGUGAUAAGGGUAGAACUCAUUACCGUGCCAUCAUUAAUGAAAAUGCUCUCCGGUUAGCUGGUCUUAGCUUUGUUUCUGAUAGUGCUGUUGAGAUUAUCGAUGAUGACCAGGGUCGUGGCGAUAAAGUCACGAAGAGGAUGAUGAAGAAGCUUGCUGAGAGAGCCAACCCUCCUGAGCCUACCACUCCUGCUUUCCUCCAGCACAGUCAGCAAGCUGGGAAGAGGUUUAGAGAUGCCGAUGGUCACAUGCAGACUGCUUUCAUGCCGGCUUGGGGUAUUUGUGAUCAGCAUUCGGUGUCUGGGAGUUCUCUCCUAGCUAAGGACUGGUCUAGGGAGUGUAUAACUCCUCCUGAUCGAACCAACAUUGUGGAGAGAACGAGCCUUGACGAGGCGGAGCAGCUUGGUGCUAGUGCGGCCUAUAAUCUCAACUCCUACUUCCAGGCGGCUAUUUAUCAAGCUAAUGCUUCAAGGAGUCUGAGAGGGCUCUUCAGAAAGAGAAGGUUAGCUUGACUAGAGCGAUGAACGAUUGGGAGAGCCGUGCUCAUUCGGCUGAGGACAUGGUCACAUCUCUUCAAAACAGGAUGAAGACUCUCGAGGAGGGUUUGGAGAAGAACAAGGGGAUGAUUAUCCACGAGUACAUGGACUCUGACCCUUU